CUGGCCAUCGCUCUUCUUCACCCUUCUUCCCCUUCACUAUCACCUUGGAGCUCUUUCUUCUACACUUAAUUGCUCCUUCAUCUCUCCAUCAGACAAACCCUCCCUCCGACCAGCUUGUUCCACCCCCAUCGCCCGUCAACAACGCAAACAUGGCCAGCGAAGAGAGCAAAACCCCUAGCACCACCGCAGAUGGCGAGCAAUCGAAGACCGUGGCCCAGAGCGCCGCCGACACCGCCUCGGCAGUGAAGGACAACGUCUUCAGCAUGUUCGGCGGCGGCGGCGCCAAAGCAGCAAAGACCGACGACAAUGCAAACGAGGAGAACGACCGCUCGGGCAGCUCGAAAGCACAAAAGGACAAGGCGGCCGCUGCUGAGGGCGGUGACGACGACGAAAAGGCCGACGAGGAGGAGGCGGAUGUGCACUUUGAGCCGGUCGUGCACCUCACGGAGAAGGUGGAGACGAAGACGAACGAGGAGCUGGAGGAGCAGAUGUUCAAGAUGCGCGCCAAGCUGUUCAAGUUUGAUCGCGAUAGUCGGGAGUGGAAGGAGCGGGGCACGGGGGAUGUGCGGUUGCUGAAGCAUCGGGAGAAUGGCAAGACGCGGUUGGUGAUGAGGCGGGACAAGACGUUGAAGGUGUGCGCGAACCACUACAUCGUCCCUGAUAUGAAGCUGUCGCCAAACGUCGGUAGUGACCGCAGCUGGGUGUGGAAUGCUGCUGCCGAUGUGUCGGAAGGCGAGCCAGAGGCAUCCACGCUUGCGAUUCGCUUUGCCAACUCGGAGAAUGCCAACCUCUUCAAGGAAGCAUUCAUCAAGGCUCAACAGGAGAACGAAGCUCUCUUCAGCGGAGCGAAGGAGGAGGCGGCCAAGACGGAGUAAGUGGUAUACACACUGGCGAGCAGCGAGUCGACAAGGAGCGGCGACUUGCUCACCUUCUGGGCGUGUCAUCGGAGGUCUUUCACGACCAGGCGUCUAUAACAUCGGCAUGCUGCGGAGAGCGGUAUGCCGGGUUCCCUGCAGCAUUUUGGGCGUUCAUCACCAUCACCACCUUCACCAACUUCACAUCACCAUCGCCAACCCCACCAACAUCGACUUGUCCCGUCCGAAAUGGACCUCGCACAACACCCCAAUCACCUUGAUCAUCAUCGCAGCACUCCCAUGGAAAGCGACAGGUGUCGGUGGAAAGCUGAGUAGAUAGAAAGACAGAAAGCGUGGUAGAGACGCGAAAAGCCCCUUCAUUACAAUUCAUAUCCCC
Molecule: messenger RNA, 1251 nt
Organism: Neohortaea acidophila
Lineage: Eukaryota; Fungi; Ascomycota; Dothideomycetes; Mycosphaerellales; Teratosphaeriaceae
Product: ran-specific GTPase-activating protein 1
Exons: 3
Coding region: 150-875 (241 amino acids)
Biological process (GO): nucleocytoplasmic transport
Cellular component (GO): nuclear pore; cytoplasm
Molecular function (GO): GTPase activator activity
Source: RefSeq, a predicted model, not a curated record